Talaromyces atroroseus is the source of this 1791-nucleotide messenger RNA. RefSeq lists its product as hypothetical. The record is from RefSeq and is a predicted model, not a curated record. NCBI's taxonomy places the organism in Eukaryota, Fungi, Ascomycota, Eurotiomycetes, Eurotiales, Trichocomaceae. Bases 1 to 1791 code for a protein of 596 amino acids. The transcript has 5 exons. Gene Ontology annotation, biological process: transmembrane transport. Gene Ontology annotation, molecular function: transmembrane transporter activity.
AUGCCUUCCUGGGUCAAUCCAUUUACGCGCCAUGACCGUCAGGAAUUUCUAGGCGUUGUGAUCCCUCUAUCGCAAGCAACCCGGUUCCAGCACUUAAACACCGUCGUCUCCGGCGACUCGGAAGUUGCUGCUGCUGGCGAUAAUAUCAAUAGCAAUAAGGAGAAUGACAAGGAGCUCGACCGCGUCGGUUCUGAAGAGAAUGGUGCUGCUGCUUCUGAUCCUGAGUAUAGCUAUCAAACUAUCGAAGCCAUUCGCGCUGAAGUGGAGAGCGAAGUGUCCACCUCUGGACAUGACACCGUGUACGACCGAAAGGCCAAGGUGGUCAACUUGGCUAUUCAAGAUAUUGGAAUGGGCCGCUACCAGUGGCAUCUUUUCAUUUUGUGUGGCUUUGGCUGGUUUGCAGACAAUCUCUGGCUACAGGGCAUCGCUUUGACCCUGAAUUCAGUCUCCCAAGAAUUCGGUGUUUCGUCGACCCAUGUUCGCUUCACGACAGCUGCCCUGUUCAUUGGUCUAUGUCUCGGUGCAUCUUUCUGGGGCAUUGCGUCCGACAUCGUGGGCCGUCGUCUGGCCUUCAACAUGACUCUUUUGAUUUGCGGCAUCUUCGGCAUCUGCCUUGCAGCGAGCCCAACGUGGAUUGGCGUCUGCGGUAUGGCUUCUGCCAUGGGUUUAGGGGUUGGAGGCAAUCUGCCAGUCGAUGGAGCGCUGUUCUUGGAAUUCUUGCCCUUUGCAUCUGCCAAUCUUCUUACUCUGCUGAGUAUCUGGUGGCCAGUUGGGCAAAUGGUGGGAAGUCUGAUUGCUUGGGGCUUCAUCCCUAAUUACAGCUGCGCCAGCGGUUUGCCAGCGUGCUCGGCCGUAGCGGCUGGCGAAGCCUGCUGUCGCAGGCAAGACAACAUGGGCUGGCGGUACUUGUGUGUCACAAUGGGUGCCCUAACUCUGGCCAUGUUCGCCUGCCGGUUCUUCUUCUUUCACCUCUACGAGUCCCCCAAGUUCCUGCUCUCUCGUGGCCGCCAGGACGAAGCCGUCCGCACCGUUCACGCUCUCGCGUACAAGAACAAGACCAAAACAUGGCUCACCGUUGACAUCCUCAAUGAAAUUGGAGGCUAUCCAAGCGAAGUCGGCGACUCGACUCUCAGCACCUUGGACAUCAUCAAGCGCGCCCUCUCCAAGUUCUCCGGCGAACGACUCGGCCCCCUUUUCCACACCAAACGUCUCGGCUUCACUACCGCCAUUCUCUGGUUCUGCUGGGCUACCAUCGGCAUGGGUUUCCCACUCUUCAACGCUUUUUUGCCUCAAUACCUCGCGCACGCAGGCUCCGACAGCUCCACCACCCCAAUCAACAUCACAUACCGCAACUACGCCAUUACCUCCAUCGUCGGUGUCCCCGGCUCGAUCAUCGGCUGCUUCACGGUGAAUAUCAAAUACAUUGGCCGCAAGGGCACCAUGGCCAUCGCCACUCUCCUCACAGGCAUCAUCCUCUUCUGCUUCACCGUCUCCAGUGACUCCAACAUCCAACUCGUCUGCAGCUCUCUAGAGGCCUUCUUCCAGAACAUCAUGUACGGCGUCCUCUACGCGUACACACCCGAGGUAUUCCCCGCGCCGAAUCGCGGUACUGGUACAGGCGUAGCUAGCUUUUUCAAUCGUCUCUGCGGCGUCAUGGCGCCCAUUGUGGCUAUAUAUGGUGCCCAAGGGAACGCAAAUGCCCCCGUCUAUGCUUCCGGUGGUCUUAUCCUAGCUGCUUUUUGUGCUAUGGUGUUUUUGCCCAUUGAGACGAGAGGGAAGCAGGCUUUGUAA